AUGGCGUCUCGUUAUCAUUUGAGGUCUGAGGACCAAGUGGAAAGCCCUUAUGCAGCAUUGCCCGGCACGUCGCAGACGGGUUUUGUCCCACACAACAUGACUGCCAUGAAGUCCAACCUAGCUUUGGGAAAGGAAAUUGCCGGCUGCAAUCCUAGUCGAUGGGUCCACGAACUGCUAAACAACAACUUCACCGUCUGCGAUGUGUUCGAACGAGCGCGACAUGCAAAGCUGGAAAGUAUGUACACCUGGGAUCACCCACAUAAGCUAGUCAUGAACGGCAACCAGAGCUUCUCGACACGGACAUCACGCACCUUAUCGUCGAUAUGCCUGGAUUGUCACUUCCAUUUCGUCUUCAAGAUGACCUGGGAUCAAGUCCAUACCGAGUCCCUUUGCAACCAAGACCAGUCGUCAUGGCCACUUAGGGAUAAUCAGUUUCCUUGGCACCAUUUGGUCUGGGUAGGAUCUGCUUCUGACUCCGAGGUGAUGCACGAUAACAGCAAAUACUAUCCGCUGCUGGCUCGAGAGCAUUUCGUUUGCUCAGCUCCUCCUUGUACGUUUCAGCUUACUCUUGAACUAUCAGAACCCCGGAUGCCUCAAUCCUGGAUCAAACUUUUAUUAGACCGCGAGGCUAUCUGUGAGCAACUAAAAGCUGCCAGAGAACAGGAGCCAAGCCGGUAUGACGGUGCCACGGACGAGUGGGCUUAUCAAGCCACGCUGAAUUUAAAUACCUAUCUCAAGAACUUGCUCGAGAGCUCGCCCGAAGACGCCAGAAGCAUAUCAAAAAGGAACAAACGCUUCGCCGUCUUGUUCGGUCCUCGUUGCUUCGGCAUGUUUCGGCAACUGGGCUUUACUGAAAAAGUCGACAUCAGAGACGGGACAGAUGAAGGCUCCUUCACUCCCUCGCCUCCGCCACCUGCAGGAGGUCCGCAGGGCGCUACCGAAAUAGGAACUUAUCGAUCGUAUCUUGAAGACGUAAGGGCUGAGGUCCAGUGCCUUAUACAUAAAGCGGGCCAGGCGGCGGAACGACCAACCAUCAUUCUCCCUGUACUUCACGCGGAUUUGGGAUGUCAAGAAGUUCCUAAUGCAUCUGCAAGUGCUCUUGUUGAUGCGGAAAGAUACAAAUUGAUUGGUGUCCUUCCGAGCCAUUCACGAGAAGCGGUGGUAAACGCGUACAAGCGCCAAUGGGAUCUGAUGCCGAGCCGCAGAAGGGCUUUGGUGGAUAGCAUCAUGGGCAUUGCCAACGACACGAGCGACGAACUGCUCUCAGACUUUGCAAUCACGCAGUCAUCAGUAUUUGAUAAUCAAACGCACAUUGUCGGGAACGGCGACGAUGAUAGCCUGGUUCCGCAAGCACUCAAUUUCCUUGGGCUACAGCCACCCAACAACUACAGUGCGGAAUCCUUGAUCCGGGCAUUCAGGCAUAAGGUCUCGCAAAGUCCAGCGGAUGUCACAACCGCCAGAUCGAUGCUUCUUGUAAUCGCACAGAACUCGAAUGACGACCUGUAUCAGGCCCAACUCUUGAUAGAAGCCGACGCUAAAAUGUCGUUGGAGACGAGUUGUGCCAUCCUAGAACUCGCUGACGCAGGCGGUUCCUGGCAAAAUGCCUACGAAGUUGCCAAGACGAAGAUCGCCGCGAGCAAAAGUAAAGAAGAAACUCAGUUGUAUAUUGACGCGCUAGAAGCUGUUGCAGAUCACGCGUAUUCACCAGCCCUCAAGCAGGCUGCCAUGGAGCUUCGAAAAGAAAACGGAAUGUUUAAUCUCGCAAGCAAUUCCAAUCAGGAGAGCAGACCGGUUAAUUUCGCGUUACCAGUCGGACUGCACAAUAUUGGAAAUACGUGCUACCUGAACAGUUUGCUUCAGUAUCUCUUUACCGUCAAGCCAAUACGCGAUAUCGUCUUCAACUACGACAAGGUCAAGCUGGCAUUGACUGAUGAAAGUAUCAAAGCUCGACUGCUAGGCGGCAACAAGAUGCAAAUGGACCGUGGUGAGGCAGUAGUGGCUCAGGCUUUUGCGAAAGAACUGGCCCAGCUCUUCGAAACUCUCAUAGCAUCCAAGCAAGCGGCGACAAAGCCUUCACAGCGCUUGGCAAAUGCUGUUCUGCUAUCGACCCACACGCUCCUGCGCAACCCUCGACCGUCAUCAGAACCAAACGCGGACACCAAACCACCGCCUCUGCCUGCUCGGCCCUCGCCAGCACCGCCGUCCAGGGUUGCUGAGGACGUAGAAAUGGUCCACGUUGGCGUCCCUUCUGUCUCGGAAUCGGCAGAAACAACUAGCAACUCCAGUUCCAGAACACUGGUAGACCAAGAAGAUGCACGUUCAGACCACUCAUACGAGAAGGUGGACAACGUUGCACCCUCCUGCCACGCAGAUGUUGUGGCCGAAGAUCAAAAAAACAGGCAUGCUACCACGCAAGAGCCAGACAGCCGUCCGUUGACUUUUGAGUCUUGUGCGGAGUCCCGUGAUAUUGCGGCAGCGAUCGAGACUUCUGAGUGCGGGGAUGUCGAGAUGACUGAUGCGGCGGAAGUUGAGACUGUUGACCAGAAGGUUCUCAACGCUCUGGAACAUCAAAAAAGGUCAUCUGGUACCGACCAGCAAGACGUGGAGGAGGUGAUGGGUAGCAUCAUCAACCGCUUACAAGCCGCCAUCCGACCAACGUCUGUGGAUGAAAAAACGGGAAUUCAAGUUGAGAAGAUCAUGGAGACCUUUUUUGUGACUACGAUUAAUUACACGAAGAAGUUUGAUGAAAACAAGUACCAGUCCGAGAUUACCUUCGACCGUGCCAUCACAGCUUUUCCAGCGCCCGACGGACCGUGCUCGCUAUAUGAUGCCUUGGGACGCAAUUUCGAUCAGCAAAUAUUGGAGGAGAGCAAGCUGUCAAGAUACACAGCCAUCAAGACUUUGCCGCCUGUGUUGCACAUCCUGAUUCAGCGGUCACAAUCCAUGGUCAGCAAAAACGGCAAUGCGGUGGUGAUUCCGGAGACGCUGUACCUAGACAGAUAUAUGGAUGCACCGCACGACUCGCUCAUUUUCCGGCGUCGGGUCGAGGACUGGGCUUUGUCUAACCGUAUCUCUGAUCUCAAGUCGCAGAUUUCCAGGGUUGAUACGAAUCCUAAUUACAUAUCAUGCUUGGAAAAUUAUUCAAAAGGAACCCUACAGCCUCCUGACGAACCCACUGGGGCAGCUGAGAGCAAAAACGCAGAGGGCGGCGGCGGUACAGCGAUUCGUAGCGCAUCCGAGGAAAACUUUGACUUCGAUGGGCCGGUAGACGACGACUUCCUACUCAUCACAGCAUCCCCUCCGUCAGCCACAAGUUCCGAGCAACGCAUCCUCGAGGAACCCAGGUGUUUAAGAGUCGGUGAAACGGAUGCAGCCAUUCGGCAAAUGAUGCGAGAGGAACUCGAACAGAGGGAGCGGACCUUUAAAAUGCAUCAAGAGGAACUCAACGGGACGCCAUAUCGACUCCACGCCGUGAUUUGUCAUCGCGGUCAUUUGACGUCUGGUCAUUAUUGGGUUUGGAUCCACGAUUUCGAGGACAAUAUCUGGAGAUGGUACAACGAUGCGGACGUCAAGGAAAACAGGGAUACUGCAGAGGUGCUCGAGACGCUGAGCACCAGCGGCGAACCGUACUUUUUGUGCUAUGUUCGUGACGAAGACAAGACAGACUUGGUCAAUGUACCCAAGCGUCAAGCAACCGCAACGGCAACGCCUUUGAAAGUUCAGCACACGCCAGAAUCAGAAAUCAUGAGGAGCGGGGGCGAAGACGGAGAGGUGGGUGCUGCACCAGAAACUCACUGUGCCGACAAUGUCGGACAGGAAGCAACCGUGGAGACGACAGCUGGCGCAGCCAUGCCAGAAAUGCAGGAGAUACGAGGGGCGCGAGAGUAG
Molecule: messenger RNA, 3888 nt
Organism: Ustilaginoidea virens
Lineage: Eukaryota; Fungi; Ascomycota; Sordariomycetes; Hypocreales; Clavicipitaceae
Exons: 4
Coding region: 1-3888 (1295 amino acids)
Biological process (GO): protein deubiquitination
Cellular component (GO): cytosol; nucleus
Molecular function (GO): cysteine-type deubiquitinase activity; cysteine-type endopeptidase activity
Source: RefSeq, a predicted model, not a curated record